Molecule: messenger RNA, 7800 nt
Organism: Cebus imitator (Panamanian white-faced capuchin)
Lineage: Eukaryota; Metazoa; Chordata; Mammalia; Primates; Cebidae
Gene: LRP6
Product: LDL receptor related protein 6
Exons: 22
Coding region: 316-5046 (1576 amino acids)
Biological process (GO): Wnt signaling pathway involved in somitogenesis; canonical Wnt signaling pathway; receptor-mediated endocytosis involved in cholesterol transport
Molecular function (GO): Wnt receptor activity; Wnt-protein binding
Source: RefSeq, a predicted model, not a curated record
UCCCUGCGCCGCUGCGCGAGUCAGAGGCUGAAUGAGGAGCUGCGCGAGGGAAGCGGGGCGCCGGGGGAGGAGGCGGCGGGAUGGAAGCAGACGCUGGCGUCGCGCGAGCCUGGGGCUGAGCGACGCGGUAGAGAGGGCGGCGGCGGCGGCGGCGGCGCGCGCGGAGCCUGGACGUGCCCUUUUCUUUCUUCUCUGCCUGGGAAGCUGGGAAGCAUGAGAGUGCAGCCCUGCCGCUGCGGCGGCCGCCCCGGCUCCUUGCCUCCCCGUCUUCUUGCCGCCCCUCGCCGGUGAGAGAAGAGAACGCGAGAAGGGAAGAUGGGGGCCGUCCUGAGGAGCCUCCUGGCCUGCAGCUUCUGUGUGCUCCUGAGAGCGGCCCCUUUGUUGCUUUAUGCAAACAGACGGGACUUGCGAUUGGUUGAUGCUACAAAUGGCAAAGAGAAUGCUACGAUUGUAGUUGGAGGCUUGGAGGAUGCAGCUGCGGUGGACUUUGUGUUUGGUCAUGGCUUGAUAUACUGGAGUGAUGUCAGCGAAGAAGCCAUUAAACAAACAGAAUUUAACAAAACUGAGAGUGUACAGCGUGUUGUUGUUUCUGGAAUAUUGUCCCCCGAUGGGCUGGCAUGUGAUUGGCUUGGAGAAAAAUUGUACUGGACAGAUUCCGAAACCAAUCGGAUUGAAGUUUCUAAUUUAGAUGGAUCUUUACGAAAAGUUUUAUUUUGGCAAGAGUUGGAUCAACCCAGAGCUAUUGCCUUAGAUCCUACAAGUGGGUUCAUGUACUGGACAGACUGGGGAGAGGUGCCAAAGAUAGAACGUGCUGGAAUGGAUGGUUCAAGUCGCUUCAUUAUAGUAAACAGUGAAAUUUACUGGCCGAAUGGACUGACUGUGGAUUAUGAAGAACGAAAGCUUUAUUGGGCAGAUGCAAAACUUAAUUUCAUCCACAAAUCAAAUCUGGAUGGAACAAAUCGGCAGGCAGUGGUUAAAGGUUCCCUUCCACAUCCUUUUGCCUUGACGUUAUUUGAGGACACAUUGUACUGGACUGACUGGAACACACACUCCAUUUUGGCUUGCAACAAGUACACUGGUGAGGGUCUGCAUGAAAUCCAUUCUAACAUCUUCUCUCCCAUGGAUAUACAUGUCUUCAGCCAACAGAGGCAGCCAAAUGCUACAAAUCCAUGUGCAAUUGACAAUGGUGGUUGUUCCCAUUUGUGUUUGAUGUCACCAGUCAAGCCUUUUUAUCAGUGUGCCUGCCCCACUGGGGUCAAACUCCUGGAGAAUGGAAAAACUUGCAAAGAUGGUGCCACUGAAUUACUACUUUUAGCUCGAAGGACAGACUUGAGACGCAUUUCUUUGGAUACACCAGAUUUUACAGACAUUGUUCUGCAGUUAGAAGACAUCCGUCAUGCCAUUGCCAUAGAUUACGAUCCUGUGGAAGGCUACAUCUACUGGACUGAUGAUGAAGUGAGGGCCAUACGCCGUUCAUUCUUAGAUGGAUCUGGCAGUCAGUUUGUGGUCACUGCUCAAAUUGCCCAUCCUGAUGGUGUUGCUGUGGACUGGAUUGCACGAAAUCUUUAUUGGACAGACACUGGCACUGAUCGAAUAGAAGUGACAAGGCUCAAUGGGACCAUGAGGAAGAUCUUGAUUUCAGAGGACUUAGAAGAACCCCGGGCUAUUGUGUUAGAUCCCAUGGUUGGGUACAUGUAUUGGACUGACUGGGGAGAAAUUCCAAAAAUUGAACGAGCAGCUCUGGAUGGUUCUGACCGUGUAGUACUGGUUAACACAUCUCUUGGUUGGCCAAAUGGUUUAGCCUUGGAUUAUGAUGAAGGCAAAAUAUACUGGGGAGACGCCAAAACAGACAAAAUUGAGGUUAUAAAUACUGAUGGCACCGGGAGACGAGUAUUAGUGGAAGACAAAAUUCCUCACAUAUUUGGAUUUACUUUAUUGGGUGACUACGUUUACUGGACUGACUGGCAGAGGCGUAGCAUUGAAAGAGUACAUAAACGAAGUGCAGAGAGGGAAGUUAUCAUAGAUCAGCUGCCUGACCUCAUGGGCCUAAAGGCCACAAAUGUUCAUCGAGUGAUUGGUUCCAACCCCUGCGCGGAGGAAAAUGGGGGAUGUAGUCAUCUCUGCCUCUAUAGACCUCAGGGCCUUCGCUGUGCUUGCCCUAUUGGCUUUGAACUCAUCAGUGACAUGAAGACCUGCAUUGUCCCAGAGGCUUUCCUUUUGUUUUCACGGAGAGCAGAUAUCAGACGAAUUUCUUUGGAAACAAACAAUAAUAAUGUGGCUAUUCCACUCACUGGUGUCAAGGAAGCUUCUGCUUUGGAUUUUGAUGUGACAGACAACCGAAUUUACUGGACUGAUAUAUCACUUAAGACCAUCAGCAGAGCCUUUAUGAAUGGCAGUGCUCUGGAACACGUGGUAGAGUUCGGCUUGGAUUAUCCAGAAGGCAUGGCAGUAGACUGGCUUGGGAAGAACUUGUACUGGGCAGACACAGGAACAAAUCGAAUUGAGGUGUCAAAGUUGGAUGGGCAGCACCGACAAGUUUUGGUGUGGAAAGACCUAGAUAGUCCCAGAGCUCUAGCAUUGGACCCUGCUGAAGGAUUUAUGUAUUGGACUGAAUGGGGUGGAAAACCUAAGAUAGACAGAGCUGCAAUGGAUGGAAGUGAACGUACUACCUUAGUUCCAAAUGUGGGGCGGGCAAAUGGCCUGACUAUUGAUUAUGCUAAAAGGAGGCUUUAUUGGACAGACCUGGACACCAACUUAAUAGAAUCUUCAAAUAUGCUUGGACUUAACCGUGAAGUUAUAGCAGAUGACUUGCCUCAUCCUUUUGGCUUAACUCAGUACCAAGAUUAUAUCUACUGGACAGACUGGAGCCGACGCAGCAUUGAGCGUGCCAACAAAACCAGUGGCCAAAACCGCACCAUCAUUCAGGGCCAUUUGGAUUAUGUGAUGGACAUCCUCGUCUUUCACUCCUCUCGGCAGUCAGGGUGGAAUGAAUGUGCUUCCAGCAAUGGGCACUGCUCCCACCUCUGCUUGGCUGUGCCAGUUGGGGGUUUUGUUUGUGGAUGCCCUGCCCACUACUCUCUUAAUGCUGACAACAAGACUUGUAGUGCUCCUACCACUUUCCUGCUCUUCAGUCAAAAGAGUGCCAUCAACCGCAUGGUGAUUGAUGAACAACAGAGCCCUGACAUCAUCCUUCCCAUCCACAGCCUUCGGAAUGUCCGGGCCAUUGACUAUGACCCACUGGACAAGCAACUCUAUUGGAUUGACUCACGACAAAACAUGAUCCGAAAGGCACAAGAAGAUGGCAGCCAGGGCUUUACUGUGGUUGUGAGCUCUGUUCCGAGUCAGAACCUGGACAUACAACCUUAUGACCUCAGCAUUGAUAUUUAUAGCCGCUAUAUCUACUGGACUUGUGAGGCUGCCAAUGUCAUUAAUGUGACAAGAUUAGAUGGGAGAUCAAUUGGAGUGGUGCUAAAAGGCGAGCAGGACAGACCUCGAGCCAUUGUGGUAAACCCAGAGAAAGGGUAUAUGUAUUUUACCAAUCUUCAGGAAAGGUCUCCUAAAAUUGAACGGGCUGCUUUGGAUGGGACAGAACGGGAGGUCCUCUUUUUCAGUGGCUUAAGUAAACCAAUUGCUUUAGCCCUUGAUAGCAGGCUGGGCAAGCUCUUUUGGGCCGAUUCAGAUCUCCGGCGAAUUGAAAGCAGUGACCUCUCAGGUGCUAACCGGAUAGUACUAGAAGACUCCAAUAUCUUGCAGCCUGUGGGACUUACUGUGUUUGAAAACUGGCUCUAUUGGAUUGAUAAACAGCAGCAAAUGAUUGAAAAAAUUGACAUGACAGGUCGAGAGGGUAGAACCAAAGUCCAGGCUCGAAUUGCCCAGCUUAGUGACAUUCAUGCAGUAAAGGAGCUGAACCUUCAAGAAUAUAGACAGCACCCUUGUGCUCAGGAUAAUGGUGGCUGUUCACAUAUUUGUCUUGUAAAGGGGGAUGGUACUACAAGGUGUUCUUGCCCCGUGCACCUGGUUCUGCUUCAAGAUGAGCUAUCAUGUGGAGAACCCCCAACAUGUUCUCCUCAGCAGUUUACUUGUUUCACGGGGGAAAUUGACUGUAUCCCUGUGGCUUGGCGAUGCGAUGGGUUUACUGAAUGUGAAGACCACAGUGACGAACUCAAUUGUCCCGUAUGCUCAGAGUCCCAGUUCCAGUGUGCCAGUGGGCAGUGUAUUGAUGGUGCCCUCCGGUGCAACGGAGAUGCAAACUGCCAGGACAAAUCAGAUGAGAAGAACUGUGAAGAUCCAACUGAAGAACCAGCACCACAGGCCACCAAUACAGUUGGUUCUGUUAUUGGAGUAAUUGUCACCAUUUUUGUGUCUGGAACCAUAUACUUUAUCUGCCAGAGGAUGUUGUGUCCACGUAUGAAAGGAGAUGGGGAAACCAUGACUAAUGACUAUGUAGUUCAUGGACCAGCUUCUGUGCCUCUUGGUUAUGUGCCACACCCAAGUUCUUUGUCAGGAUCUCUUCCAGGAAUGUCUCGAGGUAAAUCAAUGAUAAGCUCCCUCAGUAUCAUGGGGGGUAGCAGUGGACCCCCCUAUGAUCGAGCUCAUGUUACAGGAGCAUCAUCAAGCAGUUCUUCAAGCACCAAAGGCACUUACUUCCCUGCAAUUUUGAACCCUCCACCAUCCCCAGCCACAGAACGAUCACAUUACACUAUGGAAUUUGGAUAUUCUUCAAACAGUCCUUCUACUCAUAGGUCAUACAGCUACAGGCCAUAUAGUUACCGGCACUUUGCACCCCCCACCACACCCUGCAGCACAGAUGUUUGUGACAGUGACUAUGCUCCUAGCCGGAGAAUGACCUCAGUGGCAACAGCCAAGGGCUAUACCAGUGACUUGAACUAUGAUUCAGAACCUGUGCCCCCACCUCCCACACCUCGAAGCCAAUACUUGUCGGCAGAGGAGAACUAUGAAAGCUGCCCGCCUUCUCCAUACACAGAGAGGAGCUAUUCUCAUCACCUCUACCCACCGCCACCCUCUCCCUGUACAGACUCCUCCUGAGGAGGGGCCCUCCUCCUCUGACUGCCUCCAACGUAAAAAUGUAAAUAUACAUUUGGUUGAGAUCUGGAGGGGGGGAGGGAGCUUUUAGAGAAGGAUGAGGCAGACCAUGUACAGUUAAAAUUAUAAAAUGGGGUAGGGAAUACUGGAGAUAUUUGUACAGAAGAAAAGAAUAUUUAUAUAUUUUCUUAAAACAGCAGAUUUGCUGCUUGUGCCAUAAAAGUUUGUAUAAAAAAAUAAAUUUGUACUAAAAGUUUUAUUUUUGCAAACUAAAUACACAAAGCAUGCCUUAAACCCAGUGAAGCAACUGAGUACAAAGGAAACAGGAAUAAUAAAGGCAUCACUGACCAGGAAUGUCUGGGCUUUGCUGAUACCAAAAAAAAAAAGAGAGAGAGAAAGAAAAACUAUUAAGUCCAUCUCAGAGCAGCAAACCAUAGAUACUUGGUAGUAGCCAAAUAGCCUUCAGUUAACUAACAUUUGAGGGCCAACAAGUAAGAAAAGAAAAAAAAAAAAGAAAAAAAAAAAAAAAGUAAUUAAUACUAACCUUGGACAAGGUUAGUAUUUCUUGGAAUUUCUCUAGGAAUCCAACAAUAUUAGUGAGGAAAGUAGAUAUUUAUAAAAAUCCAUUCUGGGUGUUUCUGUUGUAGGAGGAUCAGCCCUCUGAUAAGAUGCUAUGAAGCUGUGUGUGUGCAAGUCUUCUGUCCCUACCUUUAGAAUUCAUACCUCUGUCAAAAAUGAAUUUUUUCUCUUGGUAUUUUUACCUUGCUGCCUCCCCCAGCAACUUGGUAGGUCAUUUUACCAAGAUACCAUGAUUUAUUUAAGCUUUUAAGCUGAGGCAUUGACUAAAUGGAAUUUUCUAAAUUAAAGUUUGAUUUUAAUAUUUCUACUAGCUCCAUUCCCCAGUAAGCUUAGCUCUUCAAUUCGACUGCUGUUUUUUGCAUAAUGAUCAAGACAUAUUAUUGCUCUUCUUCCAAGAUUGUUUUAAUGCUCAUUAAAAUGUCUUUUUACAACACGUAUAGACAAUGUUUAAGAAUUAAAAAUUUAACCAUUAUGUUUUUGUUGUAAUCAUAUAUCCUUGCACUACUUUCAGCAUAUAUCACAGUAUGAAAUCAUUUUUAUAUAUAUUUUUCUGAGUAAAACAUUUAAUUAUGUUCUGGUUAGAGACAAUCUACUUAAAAAGAAUUUUUUUCUUAUUAGGAUUUUCCCUAUAUUAACAGUUUUUGACGUUUUCAUGUUCUUUAGGCUGGUUUUUCUCAGAGUGAUGUCUACAUACAUGCCUCUUCUAAUGUGUGACACGAGUUCAACAUCUUCCCGUUACCCACUGUGAAUGUUAGGCUGUUUUCAGAUUAUCCACAAGUUAUUCUUGUAAUCACCUCAUAUUUUUACGUGCAUUCUCUCUUACCCAUUAUGGAUUAAGGUAAUUUAACAAAUUUAACAAUGGGGAUUAAAUGAGAAGGCCAACUAUUAACUUCUCAGCUGUCAGAAUUUGGGUAGAAGGAAUAAUGGCAGCCUCUUUCAUGAUCUGCCUGACCUGCUGUCAUGUAUGGUACUGGGGCUGCUAAUUCUUCCGCUAUCAGGGCUGACCUGUGGAAUGAUUCUAGUGCUUGCUCUGCCAUCUUGCUAGAAGUUAGUGUCCUGCUUUUUACACAUGUCUAGCAUUUCUCUGCUAAAAUUGAAUGUUUUAAAGCUAAUGUAUUUUUACCUUAAGAGAUGUUGGUUAGUUAAUUAUUGAUUUUUUUUUUUUUCUCUUUUAAUUCUGUUUUGCUAAGGCCUCUGGGUUUCAGGGCCCAAGAGAAAACAGUGGAAGAAAGGAUUCAGAAUUUUGGCAAGGGUGAAGUAACUUUUCAUGCAAUUAAAAAAUACCCAAGUAAAGUUUUUAAAGAGAAAAUUGUGGUUUUAGAAUAAUGCUAAUUGUUGGGUACGGUUUAUAAGAAUCAGGUGCACUUGAUUUUGCAUAUAAGCAAAUGGUAAAUUCAUCAGUGUCCUACUUUUCAGUCAGAUAAGCGUUAACGCUUCCUGUUGCUGGAACUAAGUGCCCACAGUCUCAGAUGAAAUGGACAUUGAACUUGCAUUCUGUGAUACACAGGGGCACUUGAUGCCUAAACGAAGAUGGAAAGGUUAGCAAUAACUGGGUGUCGAUUAGAAUCUGAGAAUUCUAUAUGUUUACAUUUUUAAAUGUGCAUCUUUAUCUGGUAGGCUUCCCAUGUGGGAACUUGCACUAUCAUAAACUAAGAAGAAUAUGCCUUGUUUAUCCCAGUCCAGGUGCUUGUACUGCGAUGGCAAUGGCCUCUUCUUGCAAAAUACUAAUUUGUGUGCCAAUUUGUUUAAAGUUAUUUGAAGGCAGUUCAGCUUAAACUCAGUAUUCUCUUUCUGGGGUAGAUGAGAUGGAUUCUUAAUAUUUCUGGGAGUACUUUUUAAUGAAAGAAUUGUGAAAUUUGGAAAGAUUUAUUGACUGUUAUGUUAAAUGGACAGUUAAGCUUAAGUAAACUGUAUAUUGAUUAUUAAACAAGAACUGUAUUGGAAAAGCUGAGAGGAAAUACAUAAGACCACAAAUUAGGGGGAAAAAAGAAAAGGGAUUUUAAAAUUUGGCAUAUUAAAUUCAUUGUCCAAGGGGCAAAAUGAAUGCUUCAUUAGAUUCCUUAUAUGCAAAAGUAUUUAUUUUGAACAUGUGUCAUAAAAUAUUCGCACUAACUGAUGUGAUUAAAAUUAUCUGAGAAAUAAACUUGAGCGUAACAUACUUUCUGUGCACCACAGUAA